Microsporum canis CBS 113480 is the source of this 1149-nucleotide messenger RNA. RefSeq names its product C6 zinc finger domain-containing protein. Gene Ontology annotation, molecular function: zinc ion binding; DNA-binding transcription activator activity, RNA polymerase II-specific. The record is from RefSeq and is a predicted model, not a curated record. Bases 1 to 1149 code for a protein of 382 amino acids. Gene Ontology annotation, biological process: regulation of transcription by RNA polymerase II. NCBI's taxonomy places the organism in Eukaryota, Fungi, Ascomycota, Eurotiomycetes, Onygenales, Arthrodermataceae. The transcript is spliced from 3 exons.
AUGUCUUCCAGACGUAGCCACCGCAAAUCGCGAACGGGCUGUUACCAAUGCAAACGACGCAGAAUAAAGUGUGAUGAGUCCCCAGCUCCAUGUGGAAAUUGUCGAAAACACAAUGUUUUUGACUGCCAGUUUCCAAACCAACCUCCUAAUCCAUAUUAUGCCUCAUUCGUUCCAUUACCUACUACCCAAUCCGAAGCUACGGCCGAUUCUCCAGCUUCAGAAGACACCUUGAAUCUUGACGAUCUAGAACUACUGCACCACUACACAACGAAAACAUACCAAACUCUAUCUAAUAAUAACGAGCAUGAGAACAUUUGGAAGAAUGUCAUUCCUGCAGAAGCUAUAAAACACCCUUUCUUAAUGCACGGCCUAUUAGCCCUGGCCGCCCUUCACAUAAUUGAAUGCAGUGAUCCUGAUGACGAAGAAAGCCAUCGAAAGUACUCUGCACUGGCUAACAGGCAUCAAAGUCUAGCAUUGAAUGCUUUUCGCCCCCAAUUGGACAACAUAUCAUCCUCAAAUUGUCACGCCGUUUUUGCUUUCUCAAGUCUAAUCGCAGCACUUGCAUUUGCUUUCUCGAAGUCAGGGCGAAACACUCAACCUGCAGACCCAGUUGAGCAAGCUGUUCAAGACUUUUAUCUUUUUCGUGGCGUUGAUAAGGUCCUCCAUACUCAAUGGACACGCAUUGUCAAGGGUAAACUUGGCGCACUGGUUCGGCGCCCAGCUGACUCCGGUGCUGUCUACCCGCUGUCAAAAGACGUCAUAGAUCACCUCGACUAUCUUCAUGGCUGUAACGGCGAUAGCGCAGCGCACAUCUUCGCUGAGGACAGGGCUGUAUACAACCAUGCAAUCCGCGAAUUACGAAUGUCAUUUGAACGAUCCCCAUCGAGUUGGGAAGGUGUCUUUCGGUGGCCUAUGGUUGUUCCCGAGACAUACUUGGGGCUUUUGCACACUCGGAAACCAAUGGCAUUGGUGAUACUUGCUCACUAUUGUGUAAUAUUAAGUCGGCUUGAUAUGUGUUGGUGGUCAGAAGGAUGGAGCCGCCACUUGUUCGAAGCCAUAUAUAAAUCACUGCAUUCAUCUUGGCACCGGAUGGUUGAAUGGCCUAUGCAAAUGAUCGGCUUAUCAGAGGUACUUGCGCAUGUCUCCUGA